Messenger RNA from Ilyonectria robusta, 1105 nucleotides. RefSeq lists its product as uncharacterized. The transcript has a single exon. NCBI's taxonomy places the organism in Eukaryota, Fungi, Ascomycota, Sordariomycetes, Hypocreales, Nectriaceae. The coding region runs from base 1 to 684 and encodes 227 amino acids. The record is from RefSeq and is a predicted model, not a curated record.
AUGACAAGAAGCGUGGAGCAACUAGUCAAUCAACCAAGGCCCAGUUUGGCUGGCGUUUCUUACGGAAGAGAAGACUCCGGCCCACAUAGGUUCCACCUUUUCCACCUCCCCCACCUCCCACCUGACAACGCGUCCAGAAGGCGUCGACCAGUGGGCCGGAGAAAUCAUGAGCCGCUCCCGUGGAUCAGCCGCUAUGCCCGAGUCACGGGAGUCCGAGUCAGCCACUUGCAAGUCAGCCUGCUGCCGUGGCCAUCACCAUCACCGUGGCUGUCGCCAUCUCUACCCACUCACGAUGUUGUGCUGGAGCCAACCAUCCGCCACCCAACACCAUCCGCUCACCUACACUACGCAAUAUGCCUCCUCCCCGUCGCCGACCUCUCGACACAAGUUGCGCCGCAUACGGAUAUAGUCGCACUUGAUCUUGUGCAAAGCCGGGACGUGCGUCCCGAAUAUCUGGCUGCACACUCCAAACUAUCCCGAACCAACCCAGCCUCCAAACCGGCCCAGGAUGGUUCCCGCCGUCGGACUCUCUCGACCGUUUGCGUUUGCAAUUGCAGGGUGCUGAGCUGCACCGACCAGAUCACAUCACGAAUCAACCCCCUGCAGGCUCGCCUCCCCCAGCCAAAUGUCCCACCACGGGUCAACACUAGCCAAACCCCUGGCUCUUCAUCACCCCCUGCGUGAACCGUUCUCUUAUUACUGUUGCUCCUGUUCUAUUAUAGUCGCGGUUUCUGGCCCACUCGACUCAUGAUGCCUGCUGAGUGCUAUUACAUGCCAUUUGCUGUCCUAGCGUUAGCUUCCUUCGGCCUGGUUCUGACAGGUGCUGGGGCAAGCAGGUUUCCUGCCAGGGCCGUGGCACGCCUAACCAACACAAGCAUCCCGGUGGAGGGCAUUCAUCUACUUCGGACAUCGCACAUGUCGUGCGCGCAGGCCCGAGCAAGGCCAGCUAGCUUGGUAAGAGCGAGAAGAUCGUGGCGUAGCUCCUCUCUUGCGGCCGCCUCGAAUGAUUUCUCUCUUGGAUUUGCCUCUUGACUAUGACUAGGGCUGACGCCGGCAGCCAUCACGUUGCACAUCUUAUGCAGCGAUCCACCUUGAUCACGGCGAU